Messenger RNA from Protobothrops mucrosquamatus (brown spotted pit viper), 588 nucleotides. It is a transcript of the gene HESX1, whose product is annotated as HESX homeobox 1. Lineage: Eukaryota; Metazoa; Chordata; Lepidosauria; Squamata; Viperidae. Gene Ontology annotation, biological process: pituitary gland development; forebrain development; regulation of transcription by RNA polymerase II. Bases 1 to 588 code for a protein of 195 amino acids. The transcript is spliced from 4 exons. The record is from RefSeq and is a predicted model, not a curated record. Gene Ontology annotation, cellular component: nucleus. Gene Ontology annotation, molecular function: DNA-binding transcription repressor activity, RNA polymerase II-specific; RNA polymerase II cis-regulatory region sequence-specific DNA binding.
AUGGCAGGCCGAUCGUUUUAUGCUCACAAUGCAGCUUCUUAUAAUCAUCAGAAUAAAUUCAGUCUUGGGGAAGGCAAAAACACUUUUUCGUUUUCCAUUGAAAAUAUUUUGGGAUUAGAGCGGGAAAAAGAUGGCACUCCAGCUGCAAAACCCCACAGGCCAUGGGUGGAUAAAGGCAGUGAUUUAGGAGAAGAUUGUUUGCCCUGCCUGCAUCUCUCUUCAAUUUCCUGUGCACUCCCUUUGUAUAAUACAAGCAACUGCCGAAAAGCUGAAGAAAGAGUUUUGAAAUGUGAAAACUAUUUCCCAGUCAAUGAAAGAUUUUCUUACAAAAGGGAAUUGAGUUGGUACAGAGGUAGGAGGCCAAGGACCGCAUUCACUCAAAUCCAGAUAGAAAUACUGGAAAAUGUUUUCAAAGUGAAUUCUUAUCCUGGCAUUGAUGUUAGAGAAGAGCUGGCUCAAAAAUUAGAUUUAGAUGAAGACCGGAUCCAGAUCUGGUUCCAGAAUCGCAGGGCAAAGCUGAAAAGAUCCCAUAGAGAAUCACAGUUUCUAAUGGUGAAAAAUACUUUUUCUCAAACAAUUAUAAAAUGA